Molecule: messenger RNA, 4215 nt
Organism: Hydra vulgaris (swiftwater hydra)
Lineage: Eukaryota; Metazoa; Cnidaria; Hydrozoa; Anthoathecata; Hydridae
Product: ATP-dependent translocase ABCB1
Biological process (GO): transmembrane transport
Cellular component (GO): plasma membrane
Molecular function (GO): ATP hydrolysis activity; ABC-type oligopeptide transporter activity; ATP binding
Source: RefSeq, a predicted model, not a curated record
AUUUUAAAGCAAAGUUUGUGAUAUUUUUCUUAAAAAAUUAUUUAUGUACGUACUAAAAGGAUAUUUAUCAUCAAGAGGCAAUAUUGCAAUCAACCUAUCGAUUUAUUUAGAUCAUAAAAACCUAUAUUAUAAAGUAAAAUACGAUGGAUAAAAGUAACAAAAUAACUGAUGAAAAUAUUAUUACAAAUCAACAUGUUGACAAUGACAAUAACUCGUUUGAAACGGUUGAAAAUCACAACGCCUCAGAAAAAAAUGAUAACGAAAAAAGCUUGAUUGAAAAAAAUGAAGGAGAAGUUAAGAAAAAACUUGACACAGUUUCCUUUUUGUCAUUGUUCAAAUAUGCCGAUGGUUUUGACUAUCUACUCAUUUUUUUUGCUACUAUUGCAUCAUUUGGGAAUGGGUUAGCACAGCCUGCAUCAUUUAUUAUUUUUGGAAAAGUAAUUCAAGACUUUAUAAAGUUUGCUCAAAACACUGAUAAUAGCUUCAAUAUAUUAGAUUCAAUGAAAAAAUUGGCUAUUUUUUAUUGUAUUUUAGCAGCUGCUAUGUUUGUUUGUUCUUUUUUUCAAGCAGCAUUUUGGUCACUUUCUGCUGCUCGUCAAGUUCAUAAAAUUCGUAUAAAGUUUUAUAAAUCAAUUCUACAGCAAGAUGUUGGUUGGUUUGAUGUCAAUGAUCCUGGAACUUUGACUACAAGACUUUCUGAUGAUCUUGUUAAAAUUCAAUCAGGCAUUGGUGAUAAAGUUGGAAUGAUUUUGCAAGCAACUGCUAUGUUUUUUGGUGGUUUUGGUGUUGGAUUUUUUUAUAGUUGGAAGUUAACUCUUGUUAUUAUGGCUGCUUCACCAGUUCUAAUGAUUUGUGGUGCUAUAACUGGGAAAGCUAUGGGAAGUCUUACUGUAAGAGAGCAAUCAGCGUAUGCUGAUGCAGGUUCAAUUGCAGAGGAGGUGAUAAGUUCUAUAAGAACUGUUGUUGCUUUUGGUGGUGAACAGGAAGAAAUAAAAAGGUACAAUGAAAAACUAAGUGGAGCUCAAAAAGCUGGUAUUAAAAAGUCAGCUUUGGUUGGAGCAUCUAUUGGAUUGUUUCAUAUUUGUAUUUUUGGGUGCUAUGGAUUGGCAUUUUGGUAUGGAGCAAAAUUAGUUUCAAGUGGUGAAAUUAGUCCUGGUGAUUUGAUGACCGUUUUUUUCUGUGUAAUGGUUGGUGCGACAAGUAUAGGACAAGGAGCUCCAAACUUUGAAGCUAUUGCAAGUGCAAAAGGAGCAGCUUAUGUUGUAUUCCAAAUAUGUGUCAGGGAGCCAGCUAUUAAUUGUUUAUCAGAUGAAGGUAAAAUAAUGGAAACAACCAGUGGAGAAAUCUUAUUGUCAAAUGUUCAAUUUAGUUAUCCGUCUAGACCAGAGAUACCAAUUUUUGAUGGUUUGGACUUAGUCAUUAAACCAGGAUCAACUGUUGCCCUUGUUGGAGAAUCUGGGUCUGGCAAAAGCACCAUUGUUAAACUUAUUCAACGAUUUUAUGAUGUUGUUGAUGGUUCUAUUAAACUUGAUGGUGUAAACAUAAAAGAAUUUAAUUUAAAAAGUCUCCGAUCAAACAUAGGUGUAGUGAGCCAAGAACCUGUUUUAUUUGACAUGUCUAUUGCUGAAAACAUACGUUUAGGUGCAAUAAAUGAUGCUUCAGAUUUAGAUGUUGUAAAUGCUGCAAAAUGUGCUAAUGCUCAUGAAUUUAUUUCCUCUUUACCUCAGGGUUAUCAUACAAGAGUUGGUGAAAUGGGAGCUCAGUUAUCCGGAGGUCAAAAACAAAGGAUUGCUAUUGCUCGAGCAUUAAUUAGAAAUCCAAAAGUAUUGUUGUUUGACGAAGCAACAUCAGCUUUAGAUUCAGAGAGUGAAAAAAUUGUGCAGGAAGCUUUAGACAAGGUAAGACAAGGAAGGACAACAAUAGUUGUAGCCCAUCGUCUCUCAACAAUAAAAAAUGUUGAUGUCAUUAUUGUUGUUAAAGAUGGUAAAGUUGCAGAAUCAGGAACACAUAAAGAGUUGUUGUCUAAUAAAGGUCUUUAUUACCAAUUAGUUUUACUUCAGAGAGCUUUAGAAGCAGAUGAUUUAAACACUUUAGAUGAUACAUGUGAAGAAAAAAAUGAAGAUGGUUUCAUAGAAUAUUUGCCAGUAGACUCAAACAUACAGGAAUUAGAGAAAAAGGAAGUAAUCAAAGUUCAAAAGCAAGUAUCACGUUCACUUUCAGUUGUGGAAAAAUCAACAGAGUUUGGUAAACAAAAAGAAAAAACUGGUCAAGAAAAAACUGAGCCAGCACCUUUUAGUCGUGUUAUUAAACUAAAUGCUAGCGAAUGGCCAUAUCUUCUUUUUGGAACUAUUUUUGCAUUAAUAGUUGGUGCAUUUCCUGUCUUGUUUGCAUUGAUAAUAAGCGAGCUAAUUAAUGUGUUUUCGAAACCUCCUGAUGUUAUUCGAAAAGAAUCAGUAAAGUGGUCACUUUAUUUUUUAGGAUUGGGGGUUGUAGAUUGCAUAGGAUUAUUUUUUUCAAGCUUUCUUUUUGGAAUUGCAGGUGAAAUUCUAACACGAAGGUUGAGAAAAGAAGCUUUUACUGCUAUACUUCGACAGGAUAUUUCAUUUUUUGAUGACCCAAUGAACUCAACAGGUGCUUUGACAGCAAGACUUAAUUCAGAUGCAUCUGCAGUAAAAGGGGCAACAUCAUCACGACUUAACAUUUUGACACAGUCAAUUUUUAUGGGAGUUACAUCACUUGCUGUAUCAUUUUACUUCAGUUGGAAACUAACCCUUUUAUUACUUGCUUUUGCCCCGAUUCUUUUAAUUGCUGGUGCUGCACAUAUGAAAAUAUUUUCAAAUUUUGCAUUGGAACAAGGAAAACAUUUAGUUGAUGCAUGUGCCUCUGCACAAGAAGCUAUUAUGAACAUAAGAACUGUUGCUUCAUUGGGAAAAGAAGUUUAUUUUAUUGACGAUUUUGUAAAAAAACUUUCAGGGCCAUUCAGGAAAUCAGUUUACAAUUCAUUAGCAUUUGGGGUGUCAUUUGGUUUAUCCGGUUCAAUAAUGAUGUUAGCAAAUGCUGCUGCAUUCACUCUUGGUGGAAAGCUUGUUCAAGACCAUGAAUUGGAAUUUUCAAAUAUGUUUAAAGUUGUUUUUGCAGUUGUAUUUGGCGCUCUUAUAGCAGGACAAAUUUCGUCAAUGGCUCCAAACUAUAUGGAAGCAAAAAUUUCUGCUGCUCGUAUGUUUAAGCUUCUUGAUAAAAUUCCAAUGAUUGAUUCAUUUAGUUCUUGUGGUAAAAUCUUGGAUUCUGCUAAAGGAGAGGUUGUCUUCGAUAAUGUUUGUUUUAGUUAUCCUUCUCGCCCUGACGCAAAUGUAUUGAAUAAUUUUUCUUUUAAAAUUGAAUUUGGUAAAAAAGUGGCUUUAGUUGGUUCAUCAGGUUGUGGUAAAAGCACUUGCAUUAGUCUUCUUGAAAGAUUUUAUGAUCCCCAAAAUGGUGUAAUCAAAUUUGACGAUGUUGACAUUAAAGAUUUAAACAUGAAAUGGAUGCGUUCAUGCCUAGGGCUUGUAUCUCAAGAGCCUGUGUUGUUUGCCAGAAGCAUUAAGGAAAAUAUUUCUUAUGGCUUAGAAAAUGAUGUUAGCAUGGAAGACAUAGAGCAGGCUGCAAAAAAAGCCAACAUUCAUGGAUUUGUGAUGAGUUUACCCAAAGGUUACGAUACAGAGGUUGGUGAUAAAGGUACACUAAUAUCUGGCGGACAAAAGCAAAGAAUUGCUAUUGCCCGUGCAUUGAUUCGAAAUCCUAAAAUUAUGUUGCUCGAUGAAGCUACUUCUGCUCUGGAUUCUGAAAGUGAAAAGAUUGUUCAAGAAGCGUUAGAUGCAGCAAUGGAAAAUCGUAGUUCGAUUGUUAUUGCUCAUAGACUCUCUACUAUUCAAAAUGCUGAUGUAAUUAUUGUUAUGCAAAAUGGACGAAUUGUAGAAGUUGGUACUCAUUCUGAUCUUAUUGUUCGCAGAGGUGUUUACUACCAGUUAAACCAAGCUCAACUUUAACCACGCCUUUUAAUCGGCCCUUGUAAGGCCAGAUUUUCAAGGAAAUUUUUUAUAAAUUUACAUGUUUUUCUAAAAUACUUGUAAAUAUGAGCCAUUGAAUAUUUGUUUGUUUAAUUUUUAACUAAUAUGAAAUAUUUUUAAUGCGUAAUAUAUUUUGAGUUAAUAUAUUUGUCUUUUGUGAAAUUAUGAGAAA